CUCCUAUUUCAUCAACCCCCCUCUUACUGUCUCUCUCUUUCUCUCUGACUCUUUCUCUCUCCUCUGAGAAGGACCAAAACCGCUCCCUUAAAAGUCCCUCCUAUGGACCCACCACCUCCUCCGCCGUCGGCGGCCCCACCCCUGUCGUCGGUGGCACCUCCGACUCACCUGAGCUACCCCGACUCGGUCGAAUCUUCUCCCAGGUCCAGAAACACCGAUUCAUGGGACGACCCGCUUCCUCCGGCUGCCAGCCGGCUCCGGCUGAUGUGCAGCUAUGGUGGUCACAUAGUCCCACGCCCACACGACAAGUCGCUUUGCUAUGUCGGCGGCGAUACUCGCAUCGUCGUUGUGGAUCGCCAAACUUCCCUUUCUGACCUCUCCGCUCGUCUUUCGAAGACGCUUCUGAACGGCAGGCCGUUUACUCUCAAGUACCAGCUUCCCAGUGAGGACCUCGACUCGCUUAUCUCCGUAACCACCGAUGAGGACCUUGAUAACAUGAUCGACGAGUACGAUCGGACAGCGCAGAGUUCUACCUCGAAACCCUCUCGUCUCCGUCUCUUUCUCUUCCCUUCGAAACCCGAAUCGUCGCAGUCGAUCGGACCCAUCCUCGAUAACCAAGCAAAAGCCGAUGAUUGGUUCCUCAACGCGCUCAAUGGCGCUACCGGUAUGAUUAACAGAGGGUUUUCCGACUCGGCCUCCGUCAAUUGCUUGUUGGGUCUAGACGACGAUGUUAUCGUUGGUGUUGGGAAUAACCUCGAUUCGAGUUCUAGAGAUGUUGAGGCUUCGCAGCCUGGGUCGUUUGGGAAUUCAAAAAAUGGGAAACAAGGAGGGCAGGAUGUUCACUCCGUUCCCGAUUCGCCGAUGCUCGAGACGACGUCGUCUUUCGGGUCGACAUCGUCGUCGCCGUCGCUGGCGAACUUGCCGCCGAUUCGUGUCCACGUGGAGGAAGGUGGUGGUGGUGGUGGGGUUAGGGUUCAAGAUCAGAAGGUGGGUGGGAUUGAGGAACAGUUUGCGCAGAUGAGUUUGGCACAAGUUGUGCAGAAGCAAGAGGAAGGUGGUUUCGUUGUUCUUUCUUCGCCGCCUCCGUUGCCCACCACCAUUGUAAUGCCUACCGCCGUGCCUAUGAACUCUGCCCCAUCUGAUUAUCCUGGUCGGGUUGUCUCCGACGAUGAGCGAUCCGACCACGGAGUGCCCAUGGGGUAUCGCAAGCAACCACAGCCUCAGCCUCAGAAUCUCCCCCCUCAGACACAGCAAAAGCCCACCGGUAUUAUCGAUUUGCCAUCCCCGGAUUCAGUUUCAAGUGAUACUAGUAUUGCAAGUGCAAUUUCUCGCCAAAAACCUCUAAUUUAUCAAGACCAAGUUGUUCAACUCCCUGCCGGAGCCACAAGGGUUCCGGCGAACCCAGUGGAUCCAAAAGUUAAUAUGUCCGAUCCAAACACUCGGGUCCAGAUGCAGCAACAGGUUCAUGAUUCUGGAUAUGUUUUGCAAACCCAAUUUGAUCCGAAACAACAGCAGCAGCAGCAGCAGCAGCAACAACAACAACAUCAACAACAUCAACAACAUCAACAACAACAACAACAUCAACAACAACAACAACAUCAACAACAGCAGCAGCAUUUCGUACAUGCUGGUGCCCAUUAUAUCCAUCAAUUGGCUGGGAAUGUUCCAAUUUCAGCCUAUUACCCUGUAUAUCCUCCACAGCAGCAACACCUUCAGCAUCAUCACCAUCAGCUUGAUCAGCAAUACCCUGUGUACUAUGUGCCUGCAAGACAGACCCAAGCUUACAACAAUGUUUCUGUGCAGCAAUCGAAUAUGGGUGAAGCUCCUUCUACCAUCCCUUCCAGCCGCCCCCAAACGCAUUCCAACCCUGCUAUUGUCGCUACACAGGCUGCUUACAACCCCGUUAGAAAUGCUCCCAUUGCUAAGCCCGAAUUUGCCACGGGUAUGUACAGAACGGCAACUACUGGUGCUCCGCCUCUGGUUCAAGUUCCUUCUACUCAGCAUCAGCAACAAUAUGUCGGUUACUCUCAGAUUCAUCACCCAUCUCAGUCUGUUGCUCCUACUUCGGCAGCUACUGCUAAUUACACAUAUGAGUAUAGUAGCGAUCCCUCUCAUGCUCAGAUAUACUAUACACAGCCAUUGGCUCCUACAAUGCCUUCUCAGUAUCAGACCAUGACAGGGACUGGUGCUGUAAUGCUUCCUGAGCAGCUGCCAAAUGACAAUGUGAAGAGCAGAUGAGAACUUCACAGCCACUAUAUAAAAAACCAGUUCAUAAGGAAAGAAACAAUUUUGCGUAAUGGGUUUGAUUUUUGUUUUAAGAUUUUCCUGUUUUUAGUGUCUUGUCAUUGGUACUGGAUUGUGGUAUGUAUUUGUGAUAGAUAAUAAGAAACUCUGGUGGUCUUGAAAACUCUUUUUUCCUGUAUGUCAUAUUGUUUUCCUUAUUGUCAUAGGAAAAUGAAAGUGGUCUGAGAAUAUAUAUAUAUAUAUAUAUAUAUACUGUAAAAGUUCAAAACUUA
Messenger RNA from Ziziphus jujuba (common jujube), 2516 nucleotides. RefSeq names its product protein PAL OF QUIRKY. NCBI's taxonomy places the organism in Eukaryota, Viridiplantae, Streptophyta, Magnoliopsida, Rosales, Rhamnaceae. The record is from RefSeq and is a predicted model, not a curated record. Bases 103 to 2238 code for a protein of 711 amino acids. The transcript has 2 exons. Gene Ontology annotation, molecular function: protein binding.